UUACUCAAAAAAAUAGAAGAAUCUCAACAGUCCCACCACAUCACAUCUUCUGUCAUUUUUUUUAUGUUGUUUUCUCAUUUUGGUUCAGGCACGUAAAUAUUCCAUGUCCGUAAUAUCUUAGUUAAACUCAAAUUUCAAACGAUUGGAGCUGUUCCACGUGUCUGCCAUUUUCUGUUCCUGUCAAUUAGCAGUCAUGUUCUUUGAAGACUAGCAAGACAUGACCAGUUCACUUAGUUACAGCUCUUGUAUAUAUAGUACCCAGAAUCUUGAAAAAACCCUUUUCAUGUAUUUUUGUUUUCAAAUACUGAAUGCAUUGAUAUGAGGUAUUAUUGAAACUAAAAUAAAUAGAAUGGAAAGGUUUGAAAUUCUGAAAGAUAUUGGUUCUGGCAGUUUUGGUGUAGCUAAGCUAGUGAAAGAUAAGUGGACAAGUGAGCUCUAUGCUGUCAAGUAUAUUGAGAGAGGAAAAAAGAUUGAUGAGCAUGUUCAGAGAGAAAUCAUGAAUCAUAGGUCCUUGAGGCAUCCCAACAUCAUUAAAUUCAAGGAGGUAUUUCUUACCCCAACUCAUCUAGCAAUAGUGAUGGAAUAUGCUGCUGGCGGAGAGCUGUUUGAAAGAAUAUGCAAUGCUGGUAGAUUCAGUGAAGAUGAGGCAAGAUUUUUCUUUCAACAACUUAUAUCAGGAGUCAGUUACUGUCACUCAAUGCAAAUUUGUCAUAGAGAUCUCAAGCUCGAAAAUACACUCUUAGAUGGUAGCUCAACACCACGUCUUAAAAUAUGCGAUUUUGGCUACUCCAAGUCGUCAGUCCUGCAUUCCCAACCCAAAUCUACUGUUGGAACUCCGGCCUAUAUUGCACCAGAAGUCUUAUCAAGAAAGGAGUACGAUGGGAAGCUAGCAGAUGUUUGGUCUUGUGGGGUUACAUUAUAUGUGAUGCUUGUUGGUGCUUAUCCCUUUGAAGAUCCUAGUGAUCCAAGAAAUUUCAGGAAAACUUUGACAAGGAUAUUGAAUGUUCAAUAUUCAAUUCCUUAUUAUGUUCGACUUUCGAAGGAGUGUAAGCAUCUUUUAUCUCAAAUAUUUAUAGCUGACCCUGAGAAGAGAAUAACCAUAGAAGAGAUUAAAAAGCAUCCUUGGUUUCUAAAGAAUUCGCCUAUAGAAUUUAUGGAAGGAGAGGAAGCAAGUUUACAAAUGAAUGGAGAAAAUGAACCCUCUCAAAGUAUUGAUGAAGUGUUGGCUAUAAUUCAAGAGGCAAGAAAGCCAGGAGAAGGGCCCAAAGUAGGUGACUUAUUUGUUAAUGGAAGCAGUAGUCUUGAUCUUGAUGAUGACUUAGAUAUUGAUGCAGAUGAUGUGAUAGAGACAAGUGGAGAUUUUGUUUAAACUCAAUGUGGUCAGACUCUUUAUCAGAUCUCUCGCAUAUAACGUGAGUUUAGUGCAGUUUUAGUGCAUAGAACUGCAUAAAUUGUGUCAUGGAAGCCAAAGUAAAAGCUAUGAUGAGGAUCCUUCUUAGCCAUGGAUAAUGAAAAUGGUCUUUUCUCCGUUGCUUAACCAUGGUUAAGUGAUAUCAUAUAUAGUAUGUAUUUUGACUUUGGUUUGUAACAACUAAGGUUAAAUUUUCAGGAAAAAAGCUUGUUGCGCGUAAGUAUUUAUCCUUUUUAGCAUAGUGGUUUUACUCUCUGGCUUUUUUGCCUUUUGUUUAAUCUCAUGUUAUAAGAUACUAUGUUAGAAAUAUUCAUCAUGUAUGACCCUUUGUGUUCUA
Lycium ferocissimum is the source of this 1748-nucleotide messenger RNA. Its product is annotated as serine/threonine-protein kinase SAPK2-like. The transcript is spliced from 9 exons. Bases 350 to 1369 code for a protein of 339 amino acids. The record is from RefSeq and is a predicted model, not a curated record. Gene Ontology annotation, molecular function: protein serine/threonine kinase activity; ATP binding. NCBI's taxonomy places the organism in Eukaryota, Viridiplantae, Streptophyta, Magnoliopsida, Solanales, Solanaceae. Gene Ontology annotation, biological process: intracellular signal transduction; protein phosphorylation.